UCUUCCUAUGGUUUUGUAACCUUUUCAUAACACACAUGGUAAGAUCUCCACGUUCCUAAUCACCAGAAACUUCCCUCCUUCGGUUGCUUCCCCAUUAAUCAUUACAAAACACCACCCGGAUAUUCCAUCUCCGAUGCUGCUCACAAUCACCAUCACUACCGAUCCCCAAUGAACAAUCCCUUUUACAUCUCCACACUUUUCCGGAUUUCUCUCUCGUGAACGAUUUGUGGCAAUGGGGAUGGCGUCGGAGAUUGACAGGAAGAGGAAAUUUCUGCUAGGGAUUGGGUAUUUCGUGCAGGGGUUGAGGUGUUUCCCAUGGAUGGGGGUGAAUUUCUUCCUCAAGGAUGGGAUGAGAGUCGCUCCCGCCACUCUUCAGAUCCUUCAGAAUUCCGCUAAUUUGCCUAUGGUUGCUAAACCCUUGUACGGUAUUCUCUCCGAUUGCGUCUACGUCUUCGCCGAGCACCGUAUCCCCUACAUAGCCUUUGGAGCAUUCCUACAGGCAAUCUCAUGGAUGGCAAUUGCAAUCUUUGCAACUUCAGGCAUCUCCUUCAUGUCGAUUACAUUUUAUCUCCUUCUCGGGAAUUUGGGCGCUUCUAUAGUUGAGGUUGCAAACGAUGCCAUGGUGGCAGAAACUGCGAAACAACCCACUACUUCCAAAAAUACCAAAUCCUCUUCAUCUGGUGGCGGCCUGCAGUCGUUUGUCUGGAUGGCCUCAUCGAUAGGUGGAGUUCUGGGAAAUCUUGUAGGCGGUAUUGUUAUUGAUCGAUUUGCCCCACGGAUGAUGUUUCUAAUCUAUGGCAUUCUCCUUUCGAUUCAAUUCUUGAUAACCGCACUAAUCCGAGAGAGCAGUCUAGCCUUACCAAAGAGUUCAUCCCUAGGUUUUAGGAAGCAAUUAUCCGAACUCUCUGCUGCGCUCAAGAAGCCGGACCUUUUGUAUGCAAUCAUCUGGUUUUCUUUUUCCUAUGCUGUGAUCCCAGCCUUAACAGGCACCAUGUUCUUCUACCAAACUCAACAUUUGAAGAUUGAGUCAUCACUACUUGGGAUAUCAAAGGUGGUGGGUCAAGCCGCAAUGCUUCUAUGGGGUGUUGUUUACAAUAACUACCUCAAGUCAGUUUCAUCUAGGAAACUGAUCAUUGCUGUUCAGGGGACCAUGGUCUUUUUCAUGCUGUCAGAUUAUCUUUUCGUGAAGGGGUUCUAUCAGAACCUUGGUCUUCCAGACUCUUUAUACGUUAUCAUACUCUCCAGCUUGCUCGAGGUCCUCUACUUCUUCAAGAUUCUACCCUUCAGCGUUCUGAUGGCGCAGCUUUGCCCACCGGGCUGUGAGGGCUCCAUAAUGGCGUUUGUCAUGUCCGCCAUCGCGCUUGCCUUCAUAGUGAGUGGCUACCUAGGCGUCGCCCUCGCCUCCUAUUUCAGGGUAAAUGGAGAUGAUUUCUCGGGCCUGCCAGAAGCUCUUCUGGUGCAGGCAGCAUGCACGCUCGUUCCCAUCUUCUGGGCGUCGUGUGUUCCACUAGACAAGGAGGCCAAAGAAAAGCCGAAGGAGAACUAGACGAUCGCUUGCCAGUAGCAUCUCCUGUCUUGGCAUCAAACCAAACGGUAUGUGCCAAAGCAUACCCUCUUGCAAACCUAAACAGCCCGCUCCCGCCUACGAUCGGCAUCUCUCUCACGUUGUCCAUCACGUGGUUCCGCCCGAGCAUGCUCAAACUGCUCCCAUUGUACUUCCCUUGCGUGAAGCAGAAGUUCACCACCAUCAGCAGCCCCAGAUCAUUCUGAGUCGCCACCGAGUACAUCCCCUGCGCCCGGCCGAUGAUCUCCGAGCCGCGAUCCGCGCUUCGGGUGAGUGCAUCGUCGAUCAUGUAUGUAGCUCCGAACCCCAACCCUUUGCCGGCGAUGAUUUGCACGGCGGUCGGAUUCCUCCCGCCUGGCCGGUCCUGGAAGUAGAAGUGAAGGUGGCUGGUUUUCUCCGUACGCGUCGCAACUAAGGUUUCGACGAAGUCGUCCUCGAGUGAGGAAAUUGUUGAGAGUGAGAGAAGUAUGAAGUUGAGGAUGAAGAGAGUGCAAGUAUAGGAAGAGGCCAUCUUGGAUAUGCUUUCAUCAAGUGCUUUGGCCAAGGGAUUUAUAUAAUAGACGAAGAUUGCUUUUGAUUUUGGUUUGCUUAGUUAAAUAUAUAUUGCAAGAAAGCUACUCAUUGCAAAUUUGCACGCAUGCCGUCGAAAUUGAAUUGCUUGCUUUCUA
Salvia hispanica is the source of this 2232-nucleotide messenger RNA. RefSeq names its product Major facilitator superfamily protein. Lineage: Eukaryota; Viridiplantae; Streptophyta; Magnoliopsida; Lamiales; Lamiaceae. Gene Ontology annotation, cellular component: membrane. The record is from RefSeq and is a predicted model, not a curated record.